AUGACGCCGACGACUCCGUUGAAGAAGGCGAACUCCAGACCAAGAGAGAAGAUUCAGAGGGAACCCGAUGAAGGUGCUGUCGAGGGUGAAGGAGAUGAAGGCGAAGGUAGCGGAGCGGAGGAGGUUGAGCCCGAAGGUGUGGAGCCACGACCGUUCCCUCGCCCACGGGGACGCCCGCGUGGAAGAGGGCGAGGUGCAGCCCCCACUGGUCCCGGUCGUGGGCGAGGACGCGGGAGAGGGAGGGGACGGGGACGAGGGCGGGGUCGUGGGUCUUUGACUAUUCGACUGCCAAAGCGCGACGGCGAAGAUGCUGACGACGCUGAAGCCGAGGAAGGGGAGCAAGAUGGUCGACCAUUCAUGCGAGUGGGAGGAAAGGUAUACUUUAUUGACGGCGAUGAGUUUGUCACAGACCCGGACGAGAAAGGUGACGAGAAGGUUGAUGCUGAUGGCAAUCUUCUAGGAGGUCGCAAGUUCAAAUGCCACACCUUCGUGCUACCCCAGCGGCACCCAAGUCGGCAGUAUAUGCUCGCCAUUGAUGCCGCGCGUGCGUCAGGGUUUCGUGAUUCUCUAUAUUUCUUCCGGCGUAAUCCGCUCGCGCUCAAGCUCUCCGCUACGCAGCCCGAAAAGGAGUUCCUCAUCUCCGCAGGGAAGCUCGGUGCACACCUGAAAACGCGCAGCGUCACCCUCGUCACUGCACGCAGUGCAUAUAAACUCCAUGGUGCCAAGAUGAUUCUGGAUGGCCGCUGGGUCACAGACGACUACUACGAAUCGAAAUCUCUCGCCGAGAUCACAGAAAAAGGACUUAAGCCAGGCGACCUGGUCGGCGAGCUUCCCGACCCAUUGGGUGCCUCAUCUCAAACCGCACCUUCAGGCCAGCAGCCCGCCACCUCUACAUCAUCAGGUAUAUAUCGAGCGGGAGGACCUACAACCAUUUUCGGGAGCACUGGUUGGGGACCGUUUAGUGAUGGACCACACAGCGCAGUGCGCAAAUCGAUCUUAACACGGGAGGGGCUCACGGAAGAGAACUGGAUGUCGGAGGCUGCAAGGCGUGUCGGAGAUGCUGGUGAGGAAUGGGCGCGGAUGAGAAGGCAAGCAAGGGUUGCGUGUGGUGGGAUCCUUGGGGAUGGACUUGACAAGGGGAAGGGGAAGGAAGUGCAAGUGACUGAAGCAGAGGAGAAGCGAGGAGCGACUGAGGAGCUGGAGGGCGCGGAGAGGAAGAGAGCGAGAGUUGAAGAAUCGCAAUAUCCUCUUGGCGUGUAUGAGCCACACACAGGACUGGUCCAUUAUCGCGCAGACACGCAACCUACCCGCUGUCGCUGGGAACAAAUUGGACAGCGGACAAUGCUUCGGGGAACGAAGGCAGGGAAUGGCGCUUGGGCGCUUGCAUGGGUCGAUACACAUAUCGAACUGCCCACGCCGGAAGAGGCAGAUCCAUAUGCACGAACGAGAGCAGAGAUUUUGGAGGCAGUGGGUGAGAUGUGUUAG
This is a messenger RNA of Suillus plorans, 1485 nucleotides long. RefSeq names its product chromatin remodelling complex Rsc7/Swp82 subunit-domain-containing protein. The record is from RefSeq and is a predicted model, not a curated record. The coding region runs from base 1 to 1485 and encodes 494 amino acids. The transcript is spliced from 5 exons. NCBI's taxonomy places the organism in Eukaryota, Fungi, Basidiomycota, Agaricomycetes, Boletales, Suillaceae.